AUGUCUGGCCCGUUGGUACUCAUCACCGGGAUCACCGGUUUCCUUUCGGCGCACGUGCUUGACGCUGUGCUCGCGUCUCCUGCCAACUACAAGGUCCGAGGUACGCUUCGAUCUAUCAGCAAGAAGGACGAGAUCCUCGCUCGUUUGAGCGCACAAGACCGUGAGAGGGUCGAAUUUGUCCAAGUGGCCGAUAUAGCGACGUCGGAUCUGUUGGCUGCCGUUCGAGGAGUCGAGAUCAUCCACCACGUCGCUUCGCCUUACCAGCUCAACGUACAGGAUGCCGAGCGUGAUCUGCUGAUUCCGGCUGUCGAAGGCACUUUGAACCUGCUACGCUUUGCCAAGCACGAAAAGAGCGUCAAAAAAAUCGUCAUCACCUCUUCGUUUGCUGCUGUGACAAACUUCAAAGAUGGUGGCCCCUACCGUCCUGGCUUCGUCUAUACAGCUGAUUGCUGGAACCCUUCUUCGUACGAGGAUGCGAUUAAAGCCGGCGGCGCAGGUGCAUUCUCCUACUCGGUCAGCAAGAAGCUCGCCGAGAAAGCCGCUUGGGACUAUUUGGCCAACGAAAAGCCUCACUUUGAGAUUGCCUGCAUCAACCCACCCAUGAUCUACGGCGCCACGUUGCAACCCGUUGCCAAACUGUCCAGCCUCAACACGUCGAGCAAAACCAUCUACGGCCUCAUCAACUCGGCCGACUCUAUGCCCGAAGACCGUCUACCUCUCUUUUGCCAUGCUCGCGAUGUCGGAGAUGCACAUGUCGCGACGACCGAGAAGCCCGAUGGUAUGGGUCAACGAUGGUUGCUGUGUGGAGGCAAGUUCACCUGGGCUCAUGCGGUCAAAUUCAUUGCAGAGCAAUAUCCAGAUCUGCAGGACCGCCUGCCUAAAGGUUGGAAGGAGGCUAGUGCCAAUCCACGCGACUUGAACACCAUUGUUGAUUUGGACACCAAGCCAGCACAGACCAAGCUAGGAAUGCAGUUCCGAGACUGGCAAAUCACGCUCAAGGAGUCGCUCGAUAGCUUGCUCGAGUUGGAGAAGCGUCCUGGCUGGAAGAACUGA
Mycosarcoma maydis (corn smut) is the source of this 1053-nucleotide messenger RNA. RefSeq lists its product as uncharacterized. The coding region runs from base 1 to 1053 and encodes 350 amino acids. NCBI's taxonomy places the organism in Eukaryota, Fungi, Basidiomycota, Ustilaginomycetes, Ustilaginales. Gene Ontology annotation, molecular function: oxidoreductase activity, acting on the CH-OH group of donors, NAD or NADP as acceptor. The record is from RefSeq and is a predicted model, not a curated record. The transcript has a single exon.